Molecule: messenger RNA, 1803 nt
Organism: Aspergillus tanneri
Lineage: Eukaryota; Fungi; Ascomycota; Eurotiomycetes; Eurotiales; Aspergillaceae
Gene: tpcJ
Product: oxidoreductase tpcJ
Exons: 7
Coding region: 1-1803 (600 amino acids)
Molecular function (GO): copper ion binding; oxidoreductase activity
Source: RefSeq, a predicted model, not a curated record
AUGUCGCUGAAGCGCUGGCUGGUUGUUGCCUUGUCUGGUCUCGCUGUUGCGACUCGAGACUGCAUCAAUUCACCAAGCAGCCGAAAUUGUUGGCGAGAUGGUUUCGAUAUCCAGACCGACUAUACCGACCUGAAGAAUGUUCCCCAGGGCAAACUUGUCGAGUACGAUCUCACCGUGUCGCAGCAGACCAUCAGUCCCGAUGGAUACGAGAGACUGGGAACAGUGUUCAAUGGACAAUACCCCGGGCCUACUAUCGAGGCGGACUGGGGUGACACGCUUCGCAUCACGAUACGUAACAAUUUGACCAACAAUGACAACGGAACAGCUGUGCACUGGCAUGGUCUCCGUCAGUUUGAGACCAACUGGCUUGAUGGUGUCCCUGGUGUCACACAAUGCCCGAUUCGACCCGGAGAAUCCCAGGUCUAUGAAUUCCGGCCGACGCAAUAUGGAACGUCUUGGUACCAUUCGCAUUUCAGCUUGCAGUAUUCCAAUGGAUUGUAUGGACCGAUCUCCAUCCACGGCCCAACUAGUGCGAAUUACGACAUUGAUUUGGGCCCAUGGACCCUAACCGACUGGUAUCACGAUGAUGCAUUUACACUGAACUGGAUCUCGCUGGCAGGUCAGCUGGCCCCUUUCCCCAAGUCGACACUGCUCAAUGGCAAGGGGGUAUAUGAAUGCGAUCCGGCAAAUGACACUCGCUGCACGGGAAAACAAGAAUAUUUCGAAACCACCUUUAAGCGGGGCACUAAAUACAAAUUUGGACUCAUCAAUACGGCUACUCUGCUGACCUACUCCUUUUGGAUUGACGGACACAAUUUCACAGUCGUCGCGACCGAUUUCGUCCCCAUCGAGCCGUUCACCACAAGCAAGCUGAAUAUCGGCAUGGGACAGCGCUACGACAUCAUCAUUGAAGCAAACGCUAAUUUUACUCAUGGCUCCAACUUCUGGAUCCACGCAGAGUACUGCGCUGAGGCCGGCGUCAUAGACAACACCAAAGUCGGCAUCAUUCGAUACGAUGCAAACAACACCGCCGACCCUUAUACACCAGCACCAAACGAGGAUUACGAAUGCGCAGACCCCAACCCGAGCCUACUCGUCCCAAUAGUAUCGAAGAGUGUCGGUGUUAAAGCCAACACGAUGGACAUCAAAGAUUACCUCACCGUCGGCGAAGUCAACAAGCUUCCAUCGCCCUGGAUUCCAAACCCACGCGUGCACCUCUGGACCAUCAAGACCACCGCGCUAUACAUCGACUGGGAAGUGCCCAGCCUGGCCAAAUUAACUGCUGAAAAAAAUAGUACUAUCAACACUGAGUUCCCGCCGCAGAGUGUCCCCAUCGUGCUGGACUAUGAGACCGGCGAAUGGGUAUACUUCCUCAUCACGGCCAACUAUUCCGUCGAGGACGUCGUCACGCCGCGCAAUCUCACGCCUACUGUACACCCGAUCCACUUACACGGGCACGACUUUGCGAUUCUAGCGCAGGGAGUGGGCGAGUUCACCGAGGACGUUAAGCCUAGUACCGAGAAUCCGCCGCGGCGGGACGUCGUCGAUGUCGAUAUCGGGGGCUGGGCAUGGAUUGCGUUUCAGAUUGAUAACCCCGGUGCGUGGCUGUUACACUGCCAUUUGCAAUUCCAUGCUUCGGAAGGAAUGGGGCUGCAAUUCAUUGAGCAGCCUGGGAAGAUCAAGGGUCUAGUGGAGAAGGCGGGUGUGUUGGGGGAGUUCUCGGAGCGUUGCGAGGCAUGGACCGAUUGGUAUACAUCCAAGAAUAUCCCUGAUAAUUCAAUACAGGAGGACUCGGGGAUCUAG